Molecule: messenger RNA, 795 nt
Organism: Chrysochloris asiatica (Cape golden mole)
Lineage: Eukaryota; Metazoa; Chordata; Mammalia; Afrosoricida; Chrysochloridae
Gene: SPDYC
Product: speedy/RINGO cell cycle regulator family member C
Exons: 5
Coding region: 1-795 (264 amino acids)
Biological process (GO): positive regulation of cyclin-dependent protein serine/threonine kinase activity
Molecular function (GO): protein kinase binding
Source: RefSeq, a predicted model, not a curated record
AUGAGUGUCAUCCAAGGUCCUGCCACUGUCCCUGAGGUUGCCACCCAGGUGAAACUGGGGGGCUGGAGCUGUCCAGGUAGGGACAGUACGUCUUUCCUUUCCCGCCAGCACCGGGAAUUCCAGGCCUUCCUUCACCUUCUGGAGGACAAUUUUCUCCAGGAAUUCCUCUCCAAAGAUCCCUGUUUCCAGAUCUCUGAUAAGUAUCUCCUCGCCAUGGUACUGGUUUACUUUCAACGUGCCAACCUGCAGCUCAGCGAAUACACCCACAGCAACCUGUUCCUGGCACUGUAUCUUGCAAAUGACAUGGAGGAGGACCUGGAGGACCCCAAGUGUGAGAUUUUCCCAUGGGCGCUCGGUAAAGAUUGGCGUCCUAAAGUGGCAGACUUCCUGCGCCAGAGGGACAAGUUGUGGGCCCGGAUGGGCUUCCGGGCUGUUGUGAGCCGCCAGUGCUGUGAGGAGGUCAUGGCAAAGGAGCCAUUCCACUGGGCCUGGACUCGGGAGCGGCGUCCACACCAUGGGGUUGCUCAGAGGGGCUGCUCAGAGGUCCCGGUCUCCCUACCCCGGGGCCCUGGGCUCUCUCCAUCCCCCUGCUUCCUCUGUGGCUUGGCCCCCUUCCAGUGCCAUGCCCCCUUGCCUGUCCCAUCCAAGUACCCCUCUCUAACCUCUGUGUGGCAUCCUCCUCCUUCCCAAGCUGGUCUCUCAGUGGCUGAAGGCCCCUGGGGUGGGAGCUUCCUCAUUGUCCUGCCUGCCCAGCUGCACCUGGAGCCAGGCACCUACACCCUCCACAGUGAGUAG